AUGGAGCUGCAGGACUUCGAGACUGUCGGAGCCCUCGGCGAGGGCAACUUCGGCUUGGUCCUGCUGCUGAGAAACAAGGAGACGCGAGCCGAAUAUGCCUUGAAGGGUCUAAACAAGCAACACCUGGAAGAGGCUGGACUAAACCUUCCAGUGCCAGUCGUUUCUCGAAGAACAGAAGCGAUUCCACAGAAGAAGAUGGUCAUCACGUUCGAACGGCGUGAUGGGACCGAAAAGGACGUGGAAUUCUUCCACAGACCGAUCGGCCUUGAAUGUAGUGGCACAGAGCCGAUCGUUGUGCAGCGUGUUCGCAAGAACACUGCGGCAGAGAAGGCUUUGGUUAGAGUCAACUGGGUGGUACGCGCUGUAGAUGGACUGCGGGCGCCAGCAGACUUGAUGUCUCUUAUGCAAGCUCGGGCCGGCGAGCUAGCUGAGGAGCCCAAAGCCAAUCAAGUCGUCUUGACCUUCACCCCACCCGACCAGAUGAAGCUCGUCGACGUGACCUUUCAGCACCAGCCCUGGGGCGUCAUGUUCACCAAAUCAGUGCCGGUGCGUGUCAAGGGCUGUCGGCCAGAGUCGUACAGCGAGCGACUGGGUGUUCAGAAGGGCUGGCACUUGGUUUCCGUGGACGGAGAGCAAUUGCCGGAGAGGAUGACUGAGAUCAUGCAGCUCAUCCAGGCUGUGGAUGUUGGAGGGUCAGAGAAGCAAGAAGGAAUGUUGAAGAACGAGCGCAACAUACUGUCGACUCUGGACAGCCCCUUCAUCAUUCAUUUGCAUGGGUGCUAUCACGACAACAAGUUCGUAUUCUUCCUCUUGGAGGUCGCUCUAGGUGGCGAACUCUUCGACCUCUACAACGAGUACGAUCUCUGGGGACGGACAGAUACAGCGCAGUUCUACGUCGCCUGUGUAGCCUUGGGACUUUCGCACAUUCACUCCAAGCACAUCGUCUGGCGCGAUUUGAAGCUGGAGAACUGCUUGGUUAACUCGCAGGGCUAUGCUAAGCUGACGGACAUGGGGAUAGCUAAGAUGGUCACGGGCAAGACCUACACUGUGUGUGGCACUGCGGACUACUUCGCACCUGAAACUCUGAAGCAGGUAGGUCACAAUCGAGCUGCCGAUUGGUGGGCCCUGGGGGUCAUGCUCUUCAUCAUGCUGGCCGGACAUAGCCCCUUCGAUGCCCCGGAGGUGACGCAGAUCUACAAGAACAUCAUCAAAGGUUUCAGCAAGGUGCAGUUCCCACCCGCUUUCCCGAAAGAGGCAGAAGAAUGCGUGCGAUCUCUGUGCCGAAAGAAGCCGGAGGACCGGCUGACGAUGCAGCGUGGUGGCAUCAGCAACUUGAUGCCUCUGAAUUUCUUUGAUGGUUUGAACUGGGAGGACGUCAAGGCAUUGACGAUGAAGCCACCGUGGAUCCCGCCAGAGCCGGACUACGACAAGAUCGCUGCCAGGAAACUGUCCCGACCCAUCGACAUCCAAUUUGAUGAGCUGAGCCUGUGGUUGUCACACGACGAUGUCCCGCAACUUCCUGGAGGGCUUUCUACCCACAGCCUUGAGAAUGGAGAGGAGGCUGGAAGGGAGCAUCUCGUGCUGCAGGUAUUGGAGCCCAUGCCCAUGCCCGAGGCGCCACGUGUCACUGUGGUGGGAAUGCACUCCGUUCUGGGCUCCAGCUCUGCGUCUCCACCACGGGCGGGGAGCGGUGGCAUCCGACGGCUCCGGCACCAUGCCGCGGACAUAGAGGCCGAUGUUCCGCGAGCCGGUGCCCUGGUCGCUUGCCUUUCGGCAGCACUGGAGUUGAGAGGAAGCCCUGGCUGCCAAGUGGUUUGCAGGGAAUCGGCCUUGUUGCCUGUCGGGCUUUGA
Molecule: messenger RNA, 1851 nt
Organism: Symbiodinium necroappetens
Lineage: Eukaryota; Dinophyceae; Suessiales; Symbiodiniaceae
Source: the annotation of a GenBank genome assembly